GAGAUAAAUACAGAUAAGAGUGCUGGAAUUUUAAGCCUCUAGCUUUCCCAAUGGUGUCCAAUAUUAUCAUUGUUUUGUUCCAUAUUUUUAUCUCCUUUCAAAUAUGCCCUUCAAUGGCGCAAACUAAUAACGUCAGGAUUGGUUAUUACUGGUAUUCAAAACUUGACCUUCCUGCUGCGAACAUAAAUUUUUCCCUCUUCACUCACAUUAUUUGUGCUUUUGCUCGCAUAAAUUCCACCUCCUACCAACUCUUUUUAUCGCCCGACGAAGAAAAAGUCUUCUCCAACUUGACAGAAACUGUGAAACAAAAGCACCCGUCGGUCACUACACUCUUAUCCCUUGGAGGUUUAGAAGAAAAUGUUGCAGUCUUUUCUUCCAUGGCAAGCAGUCCUUCUUACAGAAAAUCUUUCAUUGACUCCUCCAUAGAAAUAGCUAGGCUUUACGGUUUUCAAGGUCUUGACCUAGCGUGGCAAUUUCCGAUCAAUAGCUCUGAUAUGUCCAACAUGGGGGUUCUCCUUCAAGAGUGGAAAUCAGCCGUCGCUUUAGAGGCAAGAAACUCUAGCCAGCCAGAACUUAUCUUGACAGCAAGGGUUGAAUAUUCACCAUUCAUGCCUGCAAAAAGUUACCCUCUAGAGGCAAUACAACAAUACUUAAACUGGGUCAAUCUCGUAGCUGCUGGCUACCACAUCCCUCAAAAGGAGAACGUUACAGGCGCUCACGCACCUCUUUAUGACCCGAAUAGUGGUGUUUAUACGGAUCAGGGUGUAAGGAACUGGAUGGAUGGGGGAUUAUCUGCCAAUAAGUUGGUUUUGGGUUUGCCUUUAUACGGCUAUGCAUGGAAGCUUGUAAACCCUGAAGACAAUGGCAUCGGUGCACCGGCAACAGGACCGGGGAUUACAAAAGAUGGAAUUCUGAGCUAUAAGGAUAUCAAGAACCACAUUAAAGUAUCUGGUAGUAAAAUUGAUGUCAAAUACAACUCAAUUUAUGUGGUGAAUUACUGCACAAUCGAAUCAUUUUGGAUUGGCUUUGAUGAUGUUACGGCUAUCAGAGCUAAGGUUUCUUAUGCCAAGGAGAAGAAGCUACUGGGUUACUACGUGUGGCGAGUGGGGUAUGAUGAUAAUUGGGUGCUUUCUCAAGCAGCAGCUGAGGCGGAUAUUAACAAUUCUUCCGAUCAAGAGGAUAGUAAGAGGCCUUUGUUAGCCAUUAUUUUGUCUUCAACAGCAGCUGUUAUUCUUCUACUAGGAUUGUUUGUGAUAUAUUAUUGGCGGAGGAGAAAGCUCAAAUCAAGAGAGAUGCCAGAUUGGGUGAAACGAUCCAAGUAUACAGUUAAUAAAGCAGCAGUAGAUUUUAGCAGCAAUGUUCCUAAUCUGGUGGAGUACACAGUGAAUGAUAUUGAGGCAGCUACAAAUAGAUUUUCAAUCGAAAAUAAGCUUGGGCAGGGUGGAUAUGGUCCUGUCUACAAGGUAAUUUUUUUGUAGUAUAUAUAUAUAU
Messenger RNA from Pistacia vera, 1491 nucleotides. RefSeq names its product class V chitinase-like. NCBI's taxonomy places the organism in Eukaryota, Viridiplantae, Streptophyta, Magnoliopsida, Sapindales, Anacardiaceae. Gene Ontology annotation, biological process: chitin catabolic process; carbohydrate metabolic process. The record is from RefSeq and is a predicted model, not a curated record. Bases 51 to 1478 code for a protein of 475 amino acids. Gene Ontology annotation, molecular function: chitin binding; chitinase activity. Gene Ontology annotation, cellular component: extracellular region. The transcript is spliced from 3 exons.